GUAGGUGUAAUUUGAGACAGACGCUAACGACUGGUCCACGUUCACAUCCACACACACUUUUAAACUGCGUCCGUAGGGAGCUACUGCGUGUUUGCUGAGCCUCUUUAAGCCUUAGUUUAUGACUAUGAUGUCAACAUAAAGUGGUGAGGUUUGAUGGGAAAUGAACGGAAGAUGCCGUCAGGUAUGAGACCACCUGCAGCGCUUUUCCAGCUCAUGUUUUUUGUGCUUAUAUGCCUGGUUUGUGAGGCACGAUUAUUUACAAACCACUGGGUGGUCAGAGUUACUGGAGGACAAGAAAAUGCAGAUCAGAUUGCUGAAAAAUAUGGAUUCCUGAAUAUGGGACAGAUUGGGGAUCUGAAGGACCACUACCACUUCCUGCAUCCGAGAACCAUCAAACGUUCCACUAUAGCAAGCAGAGGGAAGCAUAGCCUCAUUGCCACGGAGAGCAAGGUGCAAUGGAUCCAGCAGCAGAAGCUUCACAGGAGGGUGAAACGAAUCAGCAAAACCAUCGAGUCCCAGUUCAGCAGCUUUAAUGACCCCAAAUGGGACAGCAUGUGGUACAUUCGCUGUGAUCAGAAUUGCCUGACUGACAUGAACAUUAAAGCUGCAUGGAGUCGAGGCUACACCGGGAAAGGAGUUGUGGUCUCUAUUUUGGAUGAUGGUGUGGAGAAGCAACAUCCAGACCUGAAGCAGAACUAUGAUCCACGAGCUAGCCAUGAUGUUAAUGGGAAUGACGCUGACCCGACACCACGAUACGAUGCGACAAAUGAAAACAGACAUGGAACAAGAUGUGCUGGAGUGGUGGCUGCUACUGCUAACAAUUCACUGUGCACCGUUGGAAUCGCUUACAAUGCCAGGAUUGGUGGUGUCCGUAUGUUGGAUGGUGACAUGACGGAUAUGAUCGAAGCCAAAUCCCUGAGCCUGAGACAGCAGUACAUUGACAUUUACAGCUCGAGCUGGGGGCCGGAGGAUGAUGGUGGAACUGUGGAUGGUCCCGGACGCCUCGCUGGUCUUGCUUUAGAAAAUGGCAUACGUAAAGGCAGGAAAGGUCGAGGUUCCAUCUUCGUCUGGGCAUCAGGAAAUGGGGGAAGAAAUCAGGAUCACUGCUCAUGCGAUGGUUACACAAACAGCAUCUAUACCAUCUCUGUGGGAAGCACCACCCGUAGCGGACGCAAGCCCUGGUAUCUGGAGGAGUGUUCUUCCACUCUGGCCUCCACAUACAGCAGCGGCGAGAGCCUCGGGAUUGUGACAACAGACCUGAAACAGCGAUGCACUGAUGAGCACUCCGGCACCUCGGCCUCAGCCCCCAUGGCUGCUGGAAUCAUCGCUCUGACUUUGGAGGCAAAUCCUCUGCUGACCUGGAGGGAUGUGCAGCACAUCAUCGUGAAGACGGCACGCCGGGGCCACCUUACUGCCCCUGACUGGCACACCAAUGGAGCAGGAAAUGAUGUGAGCCACCUGUAUGGAUUCGGGUUAAUGGAUGCUGGGGCCAUGGUGAAAGAAGCCGAGACGUGGAGACAGGUUCCCGCACAGCAUGUGUGUGACGAGAGCAUCUUUCACAAACCAAGAGUGAUUAGUCUGGACCAGGUGUUGCGUUUGGUGUACCAGUCUUUAGGUUGCUCUGGCCAGCCUGGCAGGCAGGUGACGUAUCUGGAACAUGUAAUCCUACGCAUCACGAUCACACACCCACACCGUGGAGACCUGUCCAUAUUCUUAACCUCUCCCUCAGGGACCAAAUCUCAGCUCCUUGCCAUCCGACCUAAUGAUCACUCCACUGAUGCCUUUACGAAGUGGGAGUUCAUGACCACACACUGCUGGGGUGAGAAAGCAGCUGGAGACUGGAUCUUAGAAAUCAAAGACUCUCCAUCCAUGAGGAGGAACGCCCAAGUACACGGUAAACUUGUAGAAUGCGGUCUAGUGCUUUAUGGAACCUCUGAGCAUCCGUACAAACGGCAUGAACAGCCCCGGUCAGCUGAGAUGUCCAGCGAUGAUGACAGUGAAGAAUAUAACAGUUCCUGCGAUCCAGAAUGCAGUAAAGACGGCUGUGAAGGCCCGGGUCCACAUCAGUGUGUUUCCUGCUUGCACUAUUACUUAAAAUUCAAGAAUGGCACCAGGACGUGUGUGUCCCAGUGUCCACAGGGCUUCUGGGGGGACAGGAAGCGGUGUAAGAAGUGCUACUCUACCUGCACGACGUGUACAGGAAGCCGUGGAGAUCAGUGUUCCUCCUGUAAGCCUGGAUACCAUCUGGACCAGGAGACGAAGAGCUGUGUGACCAGCUGCGGAGAUGGAUAUUACCUCGAUCACGAGGAGAACGUGUGUUGGAAAUGCAGCGACAAUUGUAAGAAAUGUACGUCAGUCAAUAUCUGCACCGAAUGUCCAGAAGGCGCAAGUUUGAUGGGAAACAGAUGCCAGAAGAGCUGCGAGACCGGAACCUUCUUUAACGAACAGAGCGGUUCCUGUGAGCCGUGUCACUCAGCCUGCUCCACCUGCUCAGCUGCAGGUUUAGAGUCGUGUACUCGCUGUGCUGAUGGUUAUGUGAUGGAGGAAUGGAAGUGUGUGUCUUCCUGCAGUCAGGGCUUCUAUCCCACACAAGCCCUUUCUGACCUCACGGGACAAUCUCAGGGUUAUUGCCGGAGGUGUGAUGUCAGCUGUCUAGCUUGUAUCGGUGCAGGUAAAAGGAACUGCAGUGAGUGUGUGGAAGGGCUCACGCUGCAGGAUGGAGUGUGUGUGCUGACUCAUAACUGUGCUGAUGGAGAGUACCAGGAUGACAGUGGGAACUGCCACGCAUGUGACAGCACUUGUCUUAAGUGCAAAGGACCAAAACAUGAUGACUGCGUCUCGUGCGCGUCCUCACGCUUGUUGGAUGAGAGUCAGUGUGUGUUGCACUGCUCUGAGGGUAAAUACCCGUCCAGUGGACAGUGCCACGCAUGUGACCACACCUGUACUGAGUGUAUUGAUGCUGGCCCGUCCGACUGCACCAGCUGUGACAAAGACAGGUUUGGGCAGGACCGGUACCUACACGAUGGGGAGUGUGUGACCGCGUGUCCUGUGGCUCAUUUCCACACUUCUGUGAAUACAUGUGAAGCGUGUCCACAGCACUGCAGUCUUUGCUCGUCUGCCACACACUGCCUCAAGUGCAACAGUUCCUACUACCUCAGCCAAGGAACAUGCACGGCUCUCGAGUGUGGAGAGGGCGAGGUGGAGGACCCGGAGUAUGAUGACUGUAUGGCCUGUGAAGAAGGAUGCAAGAAGUGUGUGCUCUAUAAUCCCAAACACUGUCUAUCCUGCUCUGAUGGCUAUUUCAAGUAUGAGGAGGGUUGCUAUAAGAACUGUCCUGCUAAAACCUACGCCGUGGUAGACACCAUGACGUGCGUGGCAUGUGACCGUGACUGCGUCAGCUGUGAGGAAGACGAGUGCCACUGGUGCGAGGCGGACUUCUUCCUGUCCGAUGGAAAGUGUGUGCGUGAGUGUUCUGAUGGCUUUUAUGCUGAUGAGGACACUCAGGAGUGUGAGGAGUGUGAGACAGGCUGCAAGACCUGCACUGGACCAGAGGAGGAUGAGUGUGUUAGAUGCAAUGAAGGCCUGGAAAUAGUGAACGGAGUGUGUGAAGCAGAACAGGAGAAGUGUCCGGAUAAAACUUACCUCACUGAUGAAGGAGAAUGUGAAGCGUGCCAUCCCUCAUGUGAGGUGUGCUGGGGUCCAUUGGGGAAUCAGUGCACUUCCUGCAUCACAGGACGUUAUAUGACGACGGAUCAGCAGUGUGUGACUCGGUGUCCAGCUGGAAGCUUUGGCAGUAAGGAGAGUUGGCAGUGUGAGGCGUGUCCUCAGGGUUGUGCCCAGUGUCAGGAUGAGCAACGCUGCACUCGCUGCUUGUCUACUCGCAAGAGCGCCCUCUACCUGCAGAACGGACAGUGUGUGCGCCAGUGCUCCAGAGGCUACUACCCUGCAGCAGCGGUGUGUAAGAGCUGUACACCAGGUUGUGCAUCGUGUGAGCAAAGUGCCACAAACUGUCUGAGCUGUCAGCAGCCGUUAGUGCUUUACAAUCACCAGUGUGUGAAAGAGUGUCCUCGUGCACACACACUCCGGGGAAGUGAGUGUAUGCCCUGUCCAGAGGGGUGUCUGCAGUGCCCUGAGGAAGGACAGUGUACAAAGUGUGAUAAGAACUUUCUGCAUGAGGCAGCUUGUGUGUCUUCAUGUCCUGGAGGGUUUUAUGAGGAUAUGGAGGAUAAAGUGUGUCAGCGUUGUCACUCAGACUGUGAGCUCUGUCAUGGGCCGGAAUCUAACCAGUGUGACUCCUGCACCGAUCCUGACAGCACCCUGAGCAGCGGGACAUGUGUGUUAGCAUGUCCCUCACAAACAUACAGAGAUAGCAGGUCUGGGGAAUGUAUGGUGUGUCACAGCACCUGCUGGACCUGCUCAGGUCCACUGGAUACAGACUGCACCAGCUGUCCAGAAGGCCUGAGAACGGACAUGCAUGGACGCUGUGCCACGCCCACCAGCUGCCCCACACACCACUACAGCGAUCGUGAUGGAGCGUGUCACCUGUGUCACAAACACUGCCAUCAGUGCUCAGGCCCGGACCAUAGCCAGUGUCUCAGCUGUUACCCGAACCACUACCUGCUGAAUGGUUCCUGUGUGAACAAGUGCCCCACAGGUUUCUUUAGUGGAGAGACUCAGAGAUGUGAGCAAUGCCAUCCAAACUGUGUGAGCUGCACAGGACGCCACAGCCACGAGUGCCUGAGCUGCAGAGCACAUCUGUAUCGAGAGGGCAAGGAGUGUGUGGAGACCUGCAGGCUUGGUCACUACGCAGACAAAGACUCGAGGGUGUGUGAGCAGUGUGAGCCGUCCUGUGCAGAGUGUACGCAAGCCGAAGGGUGUGUGAGAUGUAGAGAAGGUCUGCUGCUUGUAAAGAAACUGGGCCAGUGUGUGUCCUCCUGUCCAUCUCAACACUACCAUGACACAAUCCACAAGACCUGUGAGCCGUGCCACACCAUCUGCAGGACAUGCACAGGUAAAGGAGUGAAAGACUGCAGUUCAUGUCAUCCAGGAAACACACUCUCUGAAGGUACCUGUGAUUCGCUCUGUGCCAUGGGGGAGUACUACGUAUCUGAGCUGGACGAGUAUUACAAUUGUAAACCCUGUGACCAGUCAUGUCUGGCGUGUCAGGGACCUGGUCCUCACAACUGCACCGUCUGCCACACACAGUUUAUCCUAGCUGCCGGGGGUCACUGUCUGCCUUGCUGUAGGAACCAGGAUGCAGGAGAUAAAGACACCAAGGCAGAGCAAGAGGAGUGCUGUAACUGUACACAAACCAGGGGUGAGUGUGUCCUCAGCACAAACUUCGCCUUCCGCAACCAUGAAGAACCGGAGCACACAGGCAACAUGUUCAUCUUCAUCACCACCUCCAUCCUGCUGCUCCUGGGUCUCGGCACUGUAGUCGUGUUCAUCGCACGCUCCUUCUCCAAACGUCCGACCCCUGAAACCGCUGUUGCGCGUGGUUAUGAAAAAUUAGGCAACAAUGGAGGACGGGACAUUUUCCGUGGUGGUACAACAUCCUCCUCAUCGACUUCAUCCAAGCAAGCAGGAGGCUCCGGGUCUGGAUACGGGUAUUUACACGAGCAGCAACUGGUGGACCUGCGUGACGGGCGGAUGGGUCAAAAUGACGAGGACGAUGAGGACGACGAGGACGAAGAUAUCGUGUACAUGGGGCAGGAUGGUACGGUGUACCGCAAGUUCCGCUACGGGCAGCUGGGCGAGGACCAGGAUGAUCAGCUGGAGUACGACGAUGAGAGCUACAAUUUCAAAUAACCAGCAGAACAUGAGACGUGAAAUAAAGUGCUGCGAGUGAUGGACGGAUGUCCAAGCUGUUUAACAGAGACAAUAAAGCAAGUUAGCGUGGAGUAGUGGAUGGCUGUGUAGCUUAACAUGAUUGAAUGGGAAAACGUAUUUAAUUAUGUCUCAACACAUAAAUCAGGUAACGGUGACUUGGUAUAGUUUACUAGCAAUUUGGCAAAAGGUACCAUUGAAUUAACUCUCAUUAAUCUGUAAUGCCUUCAGUUUACAUUUGACUGAAAAAUAUCCAGCUUUACUGAAAAAUAUCCAACUUUUCCACUUUUUUUGUUUUCUGGCAACCAUGUAAACAGAACCAUAAACCUUUUAAUUGCGUUAUUUUGUGCAUGUACAUGGUGAUUAAGUUGCCAUUUCUUUGGUAGGUCCUUUGGCUUGGUUUUGCUGUCAUGGUUUUUGUUGUGGACGUGUUGUUGUGGUCAUAUCCUCAGUUGAAUUAAAAUGUAAUGAUUUGUUGAAAUAAAACAUAAAAACAGACCAAGAAAGAAACAAAUAAGACAUACAUUCUACAGACAAGGGCAAAAAUCUGCCCAAAGACUAAUAAAUAUCAUUUAUACCAACAAAAUAUUGUGUAAGAGUGAACUAAAUAU
Messenger RNA from Hemibagrus wyckioides, 6437 nucleotides. It is a transcript of the gene pcsk5a, whose product is annotated as proprotein convertase subtilisin/kexin type 5a. Bases 154 to 5808 code for a protein of 1884 amino acids. The record is from RefSeq and is a predicted model, not a curated record. Lineage: Eukaryota; Metazoa; Chordata; Actinopteri; Siluriformes; Bagridae. Gene Ontology annotation, molecular function: serine-type endopeptidase activity. Gene Ontology annotation, biological process: peptide hormone processing. The transcript has 37 exons. Gene Ontology annotation, cellular component: Golgi membrane; trans-Golgi network.